This is a messenger RNA of Vidua macroura (Pin-tailed whydah), 1563 nucleotides long. It is a transcript of the gene PCGF1, whose product is annotated as polycomb group ring finger 1. Gene Ontology annotation, cellular component: PRC1 complex. Gene Ontology annotation, molecular function: promoter-specific chromatin binding. The record is from RefSeq and is a predicted model, not a curated record. NCBI's taxonomy places the organism in Eukaryota, Metazoa, Chordata, Aves, Passeriformes, Viduidae. Gene Ontology annotation, biological process: negative regulation of transcription by RNA polymerase II.
AUGUCAGCACCAACAGCAGCGCGACACCCUAAACCGCCAGCACGCUGGUACCCCAGCGACACCCCAGCACCCCAACCCUGCCUGAACCCCGGCACCCCGACCUGCGAGCACCCUGGCACCCCGAAGUGCCAGGGCAAACACCCCGACCCCACCAGCACCCCGGGAGCCCAACCCUGCCGGUGCCGCUGCAUCCCUCAGCCCAGCCCUGCACUCGCCGCCGCCGUUCACCCCGUGCCCCCGUCGGGACACGCCGGUGUCCCCUCCCAAAUCCUCUCAGACCCCCUGAGCCCCCCCAGAUCUCCCGCACCUCACGCCCCCCCCCAAUACCGAGUUCUCCGCAUAGGCCUCUCUGAUUGGCGGCCGCUGCUGUCCGUCAAGAGCGCGCCCUCUCGCUAUUGGCCACUGCCGGGAACACCCUCCCCUAAACACGGCGGGUCCGGUGGCGGCGGCUCCCGGCGGUUCCCCCUACGGACCAGGUCGGGGGGGUCUCGGGAUCCCGGGCCUCUCCCCGUGGGUCGUGGGGAAGGAUCAGCACAGGGCCGAGCUUGCGCUGCCCGCCGCGACUCGAGACUCGCGGGGCACGCUAGGAGUUGUAGUCCCGCCGCUCGCUGCGGCCCCGCCCCGAACACGGAAGUGCGCGAGGCCACAGGCGGAGGCGGCUCUAAGAUGGCGUCGCCUCCUCAGGGGGGCCCGAUGGCCAUCGCCAUGCGGCUGCGGAACCAGCUCCAGGCCGUCUACAAGAUGGACCCGCUGCGGAACGAGGAGGAGGUGAAGGUGAAGAUGAAGGAGCUGAACGAGCACAUCGUGUGUUUCCUGUGCGCCGGGUACUUCAUCGACGCCACCACCAUCACCGAGUGCCUGCACACCUUCUGCAAGAGCUGCAUCGUGAAGUACCUGCAGACCAGCAAGUACUGCCCCAUGUGCAACACCAAGAUCCACGAGACGCAGCCGCUGCUCAACCUCAAACUGGACAGGGUCAUGCAGGACAUCGUCUACAAGCUGGUGCCCGGCCUGCAGCACAGUGAGGAGAAGCGGAUCCGGGAGUUCUACCAGUCCCGUGGCCUCGACCGGGUGACGCAGCCCAGCGGUGACGACACGGUGGGGGGUGACCCCAUGGGGCUCCCCUACAGCACCUUUGACCACUCGCGCGCGCACUAUUUCCGCUACGACGAGCACGUCUCGCUCUGCCUGGAGAAACUGAGCUCCAGCAAGGACAAGAGCAAGGCCAUGCUGCAGCAAAAAUACGUGAGGUGCUCGGUGCGGGCACAGAUCCGACACCUGCGGAGGGUCCUGUGCCACCGGCUGGGGCUGUCCCUGCAGCACGUGCAGAUCCUCUUUGACAACGAGCCCCUCCCUGACCACAUGACAAUGAAGCAGCUUUGGCUCUCACGCUGGUUUGGCAAGCCUGCACCCCUCCUGCUGCACUACAGCAUCAAGGACAAGAGGAGGUAGGGGCAGGGGGUGGGCACUGCCCCCCCAGUGCAGCCCUGCUCCCGCCCCCCCACCCCCCAUAACUUAUACCCUUCUUUGAAUUUAUUUUUGGAAUAAAAUUGUUCAAAAGUC